UGCAAGGAUACGGUAGGUACCGGUACCGGUAUCGUAUCGUAAUAAGUCAUUGCAUUGAAGUGUGAAAAAUGGGAGAGGAGGUGGAUUUUUUCAAUUUUCACAGAGCCGCAGCAAGCAAAUUAAAGAAGAGAUUCUUGAAAAAACCGAAUGUUGCAGAAGCAAGUAGUGAAUUUGAACAGCUGAAAAAUCAUUUGUCAAGGAUCGAGUGCUUUCCUUAUGCUGGAUUCACAGCAAUUGCUAGGGCCAAAUGUGAGCAAGGAUUGCUCAACCAAUCUGGUGAAGUAGAUUCACUUAUUGAAGCUGCUAGAUUUUUUCUAAAAGCAGACAAGGAAAUAGAUGAAAUGAAUUGUCCAAACUUUCACGAACAUUUGGAAUGCUCUAUGGGUUGUUUCAAUAUGUCUAUUAAAAUUUAUGAAGAAAACGGUAUGUCAGUCGCGGCUGGGAGUGUAUGCCUUGAACAAGCUGAAUAUUACAAACAAACUCACAGAUAUGAUCAAGCUAUUCAGCAUUAUCAAAGAGCUGUUGAGUACUUCUCUGGUUUGCCAUCUCAAGCUAUAUCCACGAUGGAUAAAGUUAUGUUAUGUCAAACACUAAUACGUGAUUUUCGUUCUGCCUUGAAUACAUCAAUGGAUAUGAUGAAAUUAAUCAAAAAAGAAGGUGCCUAUCAUCUAGAUCGAGUUACUCCUCUUGGAUGUUACAAUGACUACUAUAAAAAAUGUGAAGUAACUAGACUUUUACUUCUAUUGUUACUUCAACCUCGCCCUCUAGCAAUUAAUAAAGAUUAUGCAGAAGUAUUCCAACAGUAUACAUGGCCUGAUGAGGAAAGCAUGGCAUCUGGAUCACAUAUUUUAGACACAUUGCUUGGAGAAGAUUUAUUUAUUUUUCUUCGGUCACUUGUAAUGGCGUGUUCAGGUGGAGAUAUUGAUGCAAUAAAAACUGUUCAAGAUGGCGUAAAAGAUUAUAUAUCUGUUGAACAGAAUGUCCUAUUGCAAAGGAUUGUUGAUGAAAAUUGUCACCCAAAGUAUUGAAGUUAUAUUUUUCAUCAUUGUUCAAAUGGGUGCUCUGGAGCUCAACAGUCCACAAUCUUUAAAGCUCAAUAACUUUCCCAGUUAAAAGUAUAAGAAUGAAUUGUGAACCUUCAAUAUUGAUUCGCUAUUGGGAAAAAGGGCAAAACUCGACAUUCUGUCUCUUGCUGCAAUAUUUAUGUGGUCCGAACACUUAGUAUGUGGCAAAUUAAAAGGAGUAAAAUAAUAAUAAAAUGUUUUUAAACCAGGUUUGGCAUGAAGCAUUCCAAUGUGCAAUGAUAUAUAAGUUUAAAAUAUCUGAUCUAUAUUAUUUAACAAACUUGUAAAUGUAAAUAGUCAGAUAAAUGCAUACCGGUAAUUAGACGCUGUAUAAUGAUAUAUCUACUAGGUGGAAAUUCGAAAUUGAAUAUUUUUAUAAAAUUUGUCCAUUGUUAUGAAAUUUCAAAUUUCCGAUAUCAACAAAAAUAGUGCCUCUCUGGUAUCAAAUCAUACGUUGAACCUUGGAAGCGAUGUUCAUCAAAGUGAUCCAAUAAAAAGUUUGGGAUUUGUUUUCAAGUUUCCUUCCCUACUAUAAAGUGGAUAAUACAGUGGAUUGGGUGGGGGAGGAGUCCAGGGAUCUUCUCUCUCAUACCGUAAUCUUCUUGGCUUUCCGACCCUCAACAAGCACCACCAACACUUACCGUUACCAUCAUGUCGAUGUCGGUUAACUUUAAGGCAACUGGAUUUAAUCGUGCAAUAUGUCUUGUUCAAUAAAAUAGAAAAAAGGCAAA
Molecule: messenger RNA, 1795 nt
Organism: Styela clava
Lineage: Eukaryota; Metazoa; Chordata; Ascidiacea; Stolidobranchia; Styelidae
Product: 40-kDa huntingtin-associated protein-like
Biological process (GO): vesicle cytoskeletal trafficking
Cellular component (GO): early endosome
Molecular function (GO): protein binding
Source: RefSeq, a predicted model, not a curated record